AUAUUAAAAAGUAGUCCCGGAAAAAGAAAACGUCCAUGGUAAAGGAAACUUGCGCUGAAAUUUGACAGCCACUGAGAUUCAUUCAAUCGUCAUACAUGAAUAAGGAUCGUAUGUCAGCCGUUAGGGUUUGAGGUUUAAAAUCUUCUGGUUAUAGUUUGAUGCGGCUCUGCUGCUAAACCCUUGGCAGUUGUACCAAACAUGGCGGUCGGGAAGAACAAGCGCAUCUCGAAGGGCAAGAAGGGAGGAAAGAAGAAAGCGGUCGAUCCGUUUACGAAGAAGGAUUGGUACGACAUAAAGGCUCCAUCUUCCUUCAACACCAGGACCGUCGGGAAGACGCUCGUUACCAGAACGCAGGGAACCAAGAUUGCUUCUGAUGGUCUUAAGCACCGUGUGUUUGAGAUUUCCCUAGCCGAUCUUCAGAAUGAUGAGGAUCAGGCAUACAGAAAGAUCAAGCUUCGUGCAGAAGAUGUUCAGGGCAGAAAUGUUCUUACAAAUUUCUGGGGCAUGGAUUUCACAACGGACAAGCUCAGGUCUUUGGUACGCAAAUGGCAGACAUUGAUAGAGGCUCAUGUUGAUGUCAAAACAACUGAUAACUACACACUGAGGAUGUUUUGUAUUGCUUUUACAAAGAGAAGACCUAAUCAGGUCAAGCGGACAUGCUAUGCACAAUCAAGUCAAAUAAGACAGAUUCGUAAAAAGAUGGCAGAAAUUAUGGUUCGUGAAGCUUCGUCAUGUGAUUUGAAAGAGCUUGUCGCAAAAUUUAUUCCUGAGGUUAUUGGAAAAGAAAUUGAGAAAGCUACAUCAAGUAUUUAUCCUUUACAGAAUGUAUUCAUCCGCAAAGUUAAAAUCUUGAAGGCUCCAAAAUUUGACCUGGGAAAACUUAUGGAGGUACAUGGAGAUUACUCUGAGGAAAUUGGAGUCAAGGUGGAUCGACCGGCAGACGAAACACCAGCUGAAGCUGAAGCAGAACUUGUAGGGGCCUAGCUAUUUCUGUUUAUUAGAUUAAUUUUUAGAACCUGCACAAGUCCGGUUCAUUAUGGAGAAUUAUGAUUCACUAUCUGUUCUUGAAAUUUUCAAGUUUGGAAGCUCAUUUGUUUUUCUUUGGGAGCGCGAAAUAGCAUGCUAGUUAAGCUGUUUGCUAUCGACAUUUUCAAUUUUGAGUUCUUCUAAAUAGCAUCUGUUUUGGUGCAACUUCAAUUUUUGGAUGUUCGUUUUUCUUUAGUAGCACCUCUAAAUAACAUUUUUUGGGUGCAACUUCAAUUAUAAUUUGAGGUUUGCAAUUUGAUCAUUUAAUUUUACAAAA
Cryptomeria japonica (Japanese cedar) is the source of this 1303-nucleotide messenger RNA. RefSeq names its product small ribosomal subunit protein eS1y. Gene Ontology annotation, cellular component: cytosol; ribosome. The record is from RefSeq and is a predicted model, not a curated record. NCBI's taxonomy places the organism in Eukaryota, Viridiplantae, Streptophyta, Pinopsida, Cupressales, Cupressaceae. Gene Ontology annotation, biological process: translation. The transcript is spliced from 7 exons. Bases 199 to 984 code for a protein of 261 amino acids. Gene Ontology annotation, molecular function: structural constituent of ribosome.